Messenger RNA from Dicentrarchus labrax (European seabass), 1297 nucleotides. It is a transcript of the gene ntpcr, whose product is annotated as nucleoside-triphosphatase, cancer-related. Gene Ontology annotation, molecular function: ATP hydrolysis activity. Bases 64 to 651 code for a protein of 195 amino acids. The transcript has 5 exons. The record is from RefSeq and is a predicted model, not a curated record. Lineage: Eukaryota; Metazoa; Chordata; Actinopteri; Moronidae.
CGCGCAUGCGUCGACUCGCUGUGUACGGAAGCGUUAGCAGCAUGUUGAAUGGAGUAAACUGAAAUGUACAAACACGUUUUUCUGACAGGACCUCCAGGUGUGGGCAAAACCACCCUGGUGCAGAAAGCCUGUGAGGCUUUGGUGUCAUCGGGAGUGGGAGUUGAAGGGUUUUACACAGAGGAGGUCAGAGAGGGAGGCCGGAGAGUCGGCUUUGAUGUAGUCACAGUGACAGGACAGAGGGGCCACCUGUCCAGAAUCAGAGACGUUCCCGGUUCAUCUCAUGGCAGACGGGAAUACACAGUCGGGCAGUAUGUGGUUGACUUGCCUUCAUUUGAAAACCUGGCUCUCCCCCUCUUCAGAAAUGUGGGGUCAGCAGAUGGGGGCUGCAGGAAGGUGUUUGUCAUUGACGAGAUUGGAAAAAUGGAGCUCUUCAGCCAGUCGUUCAUCAGGUCAGUGAGACAGACUUUAGACAGCUCUUCCUGCACCAUCCUGGGCACCAUCCCCAUCCCCAAGGGGAAACCACUGGGUCUUGUGGAAGAGGUGCGGAGCAGGAGAGAUGUCAAGCUCUUCACGGUGUCAAAGGAAAACAGAAAUGCCAUUCUGCAGGAAAUCUUAGCAGCACUACAAAAUUGUCUCAAACACACAACCUAAUAUGGAGAUUGAGAGCCACUAAAAGGGGAAAACCCUGCAGCCUGUGUGUAUUUUUGUGCUGACAACAAGUUUUAUUUGUGUAAGUGCAUAUAGUAGUACACACAGCCAGACUAUAACAGGGUUGUGACCUAACUUAAAGGGCAUACUGAACUGCUGAAGGAGUUAGUAUGUCACAUGCAUGUAUUUAUGUACACUUUUCUUUUUCUUUUUUUCUCAUACAGCCUUAAAGUGGUUUGCAUGGUGAAUAAUUGAUUGUGAGAUGGAACACAGCAGGGGAAUUGUUCAGUUAGUGUGUAAAUACCCCGUGCUCUCAGAGUCAAAGACUGCUAGUCCUCAAAACGGCUCUGUUUCAUUUUUUAUUAGACUGUUGGUCUAAUAGAGACUCCAGCAGGCAUUUCUCAUUUAUUAGUGUAUCAUAUUAAUUUGCUCACAAGGACGAUGGCAUUUCUUUUAUAUAAAGGUGCAAACAAAGCAGUGCCCCUGUUUAUUCUUUUAGUUCUUUUCUACGUGAGCCUCCCUUGUGGAUGUGCUCAUUGAAAAUCAAUCAGUAUUUAACAGGGCAACUAUGUCCAAUCCUUUCAUGGUUUAUUUUUCCACUAGCAUGAAGAGAGAAAUUGAAAAAUAAACAGUUACUGUCUUCCAGCAA